Molecule: messenger RNA, 741 nt
Organism: Manduca sexta (tobacco hornworm)
Lineage: Eukaryota; Metazoa; Arthropoda; Insecta; Lepidoptera; Sphingidae
Product: flexible cuticle protein 12-like
Exons: 4
Coding region: 37-537 (166 amino acids)
Cellular component (GO): chitin-based extracellular matrix
Molecular function (GO): structural constituent of chitin-based larval cuticle
Source: RefSeq, a predicted model, not a curated record
CGAGCAGACCCAGCACAACCGCGCAGACAACCAACCAUGAGAUACCUGAUAGUCCUCGCAGUAGCGUCGCUGGCGGCGGGCGCGCGGCUCGACCAAGACAUUUACCUACCGCCCGGCGCGCACUCCGCGGGCGGCUCGGUCGGCCUGCAGGCGCCACACGCCGCGCCACACGCCGCGCAACAUGACGCCGUGCAGAUACUCAGAUACGAGAACGAGAUCAACGAGCAGGGAUACCACUACGCGUACGAGACUAGUGACGGCACCAAGGCCGAACAGAACGGACAAGUGAUCCCGGGUGCGCAGCCCGAGGAGGGCUCGCUGAAGGUGGCGGGGUCGUACUCCUACGUGGGGCAAGACGGGCAGACCUACUCCGUCACCUACACCGCCGAUGAGGGCGGGUUCCACGCAGACGGCGCGCACCUCCCCACCGCGCCGCCCAUCCCCGAGGAGAUCCUCAAGAGCCUGCAGCUCACCGACACCAAACACGAUCAAUACAGUAGCCAAAAGAGCAGCUACGACGCUGACGCGGGAUACUAAGCAUGCGUGGUGAUCGAACAAGGGGGACGAGAAGGGAGAGGGGGCGGCGUACUCAAGCGCACGCACUCACGCUCAUAUGUAUAUUAUUUUUGUGUUCGACGCGUGCGUUUGAGUGCGCGACCGGCGCGAAGGGCGGCCACAUGUGUUCACUGUUAGUAGCCGCUACUGUUAACUAAUGUAAUAAACUUGUAAAUACCCACCAAA